This is a messenger RNA of Drosophila miranda, 4465 nucleotides long. RefSeq names its product inositol polyphosphate-4-phosphatase type I A. Bases 319 to 4128 code for a protein of 1269 amino acids. Gene Ontology annotation, cellular component: cytoplasm. Gene Ontology annotation, molecular function: phosphatidylinositol-3,4-bisphosphate 4-phosphatase activity. The transcript has 9 exons. The record is from RefSeq and is a predicted model, not a curated record. Lineage: Eukaryota; Metazoa; Arthropoda; Insecta; Diptera; Drosophilidae.
UUUCUGCACCGUUUUGGCUGUUGUACAUACACUCUUUUUCCUCCCAUUAUGUAUAAAAUGAGUAGUUACCGUGUAGUAAGGGUGUAGUUCUUGUCGAUAAUUUUGGAAAAUGAAGCCAAAACGCAGCUCGUUUAUCUAAAGUUUAUCAAUAUAUUAGUCCAAUAAAUAGUAAAAAUAACCAAAAUUAGAAGAUAUUGACUGACAAUCGAAUGACUCAGCACAUUAACCGAGAGCAGGAGCCGACGUCGACGCCGCCAGCUGUGCAGCCAACGGCAGCAAUAACAAAAAAAAAGGCAGAGAGAGGAGAGGAGUGUCGCCAUGCGCUUUAACAAGUCGGAGCUGAACGCCUUGGCCACCAGUCCGUCAACCAAGUUCGACAAGGAGGGCCUGCUCAUCGUUACGGAUCGCCAGGAGGGAUUCCUGUGGCGCAGUGAAGUCAGAGUCGAACGCUGGUGCAAGCUGCGCGGCAAUCUGCUGUUUUGCCUAAAGGACAAGGAUCCCAAAUCCCCAGUAUCGGGUGUCCUGGUUCUGGAGAACUGUCGAGCCCGCAUUCAGAAUGAAGACUGCGACCUGGAGGGCUAUAUAUUCGAUUUAGACUUCAAAGACAGCCCAUCGGAGCGUUUCAUCAGCUACUCGUCGGCCGAGCGCCUGGCCUGGGUAAACAGCAUUGAGCAGGCGUCCAACGAGGCGCUGAAUCUGCUGAUCAACCAGCUGAAGGAGCAGAUUGUGGUCAAGAGCAGGCAGCUACCUCUGGCCAUGGGCAAUAAUAUUGAUUUGGGUGUGCCAGUGCCACCCGCAACGAUCCAGCAGCAUCAGCAGCAGGAGACAGCGGGGGACUCUCCUCCCGUGGAAGUAGCACCGCCCUUUGAAGAACUGGACCUCUCGGAGCUGCCCAUCUGCGAGACGGCCUUGUCCUGUGAUAGCCUGCCGGUAGACACCUUCGGGCGUGAUCCCAAUCCGCGUGUUGUCUGCUCGGUGCUGCAGCCAGGGGAGGAUUGCCUCUGGCGCGAGCAUGCCCGCACGGAGCUCCAGGAGGGUACACGCACGCCGCAGUUCCUGGCCACGAUGCGUUUCCAGCGCAGCGCCGGGUUCACUGCCUCCACGCGUCUGCGUUUCAGUGUCCACGAUGUGCGCGAGCGCAUGACGCUGACGUCGGUGCCCCUGGGCCAUGCCGAGGUGGCCCUGGGCGUCAUACAGGACACCACGCGACUGCGUCUGCCCGUGGGUUCGCCGCGUGGCGAAUGCGGCUUCAUUACUCUUGUUUCGUGGUCACCGGAGGCAGCCGUGGAACCGGGCCAAGCGGCGGGCAACGGCUUGGCGCCGCCCCCCCGUUCCAGCACACAACUUUUUGAAACGGCUGCAGGGAGCAGCGGCAGCGGUAGCGGCAGGCGAGCCCAUCGUCGCACUCAAUCGCUGCCACCGAAGCUUGGCGUGCGCCUGUUUGUGCCGCAGCAAUGCGGCCUGCAGAAGGUCUGCGCCAAGCCCCGCUUGCACACAUAUCGAUUGCAUUCCUCGCUCGGAGCGGACAUCAGCGUGCAGGAGACGCUGCUGGAGUCGCGUCUGUGCUGCGUGUUGCCCCAGCAGCUGCUCUCCAUCUGGAUACAGCGCGAGAAGGAGCUGCUGCAGGAGAUCUCGGGCAUGGGCGAGCUGAGCGGUGAGUGGCGCUGGCGCCAGAUGAAUCUGCUCGAAGAGCAUUUGCGCCUGCUCAAGGACUACUCGCAGGCCAAGCAGAAUAUCCAGCAAUUGGCCCGCGAUGGGGUCUUCUUCAAACGGUCGUCGGUGAAGACGGACGAGUCGCUGGAGUUUCUGCCUGUCAAUCUGCACGUGCAACGAAUGUGGGCCCAGAACGACACCCUGCAGCGGCGCGGGUUCCUAGACAUAGUGACUGUGGGCGCCUUCACGCGACACGAUGCCAAGGGUCGACAGUGCGGCGGAUUGAUCAAACUCCUGCAGGAGAGCAAGUCGUGGAAGUUGGAGCAGAGCAAUGCCUGCAAGGUGCAGGCAGCCAACGAUGCCGUCCAAGCCACCAAGCAGCUGCGCAAGGAGAUCGUCGAACUGAUGUCCCAGCUCCUGCAGCUGGCCAGCCGCCGCUGCGUCACCGACAUGAUGCCCCUGUGCGACCAGAUGGUGUCCAAGACCCGCACUUUGCUGAACAUCUGGGAGCCGAGCAUUGUCAAGGAGGCGGUGGACUUUAUCGAACAGCAUCGCAUCAUCGAGGAGCCGGAGAAUGUACUGAUGGAACCAAUGUCCCCAUUCCGAAAGAUAACCCAACAGCUGACGGCCCUGGAAUUGAAGUCCCCAGAGCUGGAGGACUUUGCCACGCCGGUGGUGGCCCCGCCUGAUCUGUGGCCCCGGGGUCAACCGCCGCUGAUGCGCUCCAAUAGCUGGCAUCCGAGCAACAGCUCGCCCUCCAGCUCCCUGGACAUUCGUGCCAUUGACUCGCUGCAGCACGUGGUCAAGUGCUACAACGAGCAUCUGCGUAGCCUAGAGCAGGGCGCGGAUGGACUGCGUACUGAAAAGGAUGCCCUGGCCGAGGCGGAGGCCACAUAUCAGUCGCUGCCACUGGCAUGGCAUGCCCAGCCACAGCCACUUCCACAUCCCCAUCUACAGCCCGAACCGACUCCCAUUCCCGCUGCACUGCAGCUGAUCGAUCUGGAUGAGAUGAGGAGCACAGUCCACAAUCCACAGCCGCCCGCAGGAUUCCUCGACACCAAGCUGAUGAGCUCCUCGCCCUCGGCCAACUAUUACCGGCCCACGGAGGAGCCGGAGCCCCUGGAUCUCACCCAGCUGAACAUCGAGGCGAGUGUGAUGUGCCUGGAGUGCAAGUUGAAGUUCUUCUGUGGCCGUCGCGACAGCCCGGCCAUCCGACUGCGUCAUCCCAAGCCGCCGAUGAAGCGCGAGGGCUUUGCCGUGGCCCCACAGCAGCAGCAGGCGCCGGCACCCGAUGUGAUUUCGGCACCCGAAAAGCCCACACCGCAGAUGGAACUGGACCUUAAGCCCCUGCCAGCAGCAGCAGCAGGAUCCUCAGGUUCGGCUGCCGUCAAGAAGGGCAACAAAUUCACAGACGGAUUGGACCUAUCGCUGACCACAGACUGGGCCGCCGAGCUGCGUCCCAGCAUGCGCAAGCUGCGGCAUGCCAUGGACAGGCUGCUGAAGACGGCCCGCCUGAUGCACUCGGUCCAACGGCUGCAGCAGGAUGUGCGCUGCAAUCGUCUGCAGGCGAGCAUCAUGUAUCGCCGCGAUGUCUGCUUCUCUCAGGCGCUGACGGCUCUGGUUAGCUCUUUGAUGCUGCGCCUUUGGGGCAGCGAGCUGGACAUGGCCUAUCUGGUGAUGCUCAGGGAUCUGGGGCCGCUGGCCUACUUUGAGGGCCUGUUGACGCUCUUCGGCAACGAGGCGGACAUGUGGAGCGACAUGUGCAUUGCCAUUGAGGAUCUGUCGGCCGUCAGCUUUCAGCUGGUGCGCGCUCAGGGCGAGGCCACGCUGGCGCCGAUGCCACGCAUCACAGGAUCGCGUCAGGCUCUGGAAGUGCAGCUGCCAGUGCCAGAGCACUCGCUGCCCGGCAACGGCACCUCCAUUUCGUUCAAGAUCACGCCCGUAUUCUUCAACAUCGGCAUCAAUGGCAAGGCCACCUAUGCCGAGACGGUGGGCCAGACCCGGGAGCAACAUCGCUCCAAUUGGGACAACUAUCUGAGGCUCAGCCAGUACUACGGGCGGUAUCGCAAGCUGGGCCUAGGCUCUGUGGACGCUGGCGAGUCGCUGCAGUCACUCCUGGGCUUCAUGGAGCAGCAGCUCCGCGCGAAUCUCUCCAAGAAUGUAAAGAUUCUCCAUUUGGCCGAGGAUGCCUGCCGUCUGAUGGAUGGCCUGCGUUUCACCUCCUGCAAGAGUGCCAAGGAUCGAACCGGGAUGGCCGUCACCCUGGAGCAGUGUCGAGUGCUGGUACGUGAAUUUCAGCUGCCGGCCAAGCACGUGCCGUACGCCCUGAGCACCAUGAGAAGCGAGGGCACACGAAUGGACAACGUCCUGAAGAAUAUUGGCACACGCAAGUAUGCCUUCCAUUGGACGCAGGUGCCCUUUCUGCCGGCCAUGUAUAGGCCGCCAGUUGGCAGCUAUGGCAAGGCUCAGACCUAGUCCACUGGAACUGGACAGACGCCAACGUAUAGAAAAAACUGUGCCAAAAAAAUCGAAAAAAAAAAUUUAACCGACAAUUAACAAAACCAAUUCUUGAAAAGGAAACUAAUUAAAUUAUCACAUUCGACAGACAAUUGUUAAACGCAUCACACGAUUCCCCCCUUACGCCUUAACCAAUACCCCCAGUCGACGUAUUUAUUUAGAAUCUAGAAUCCCAAUCCCCCACGUAGUUGGUAGACGCGAAAAGAAGGGAAGGCAACCGUGUACUUUAUCGACUCAUGUACUUCCAGUAAAUAAAAGAAAGCGAACUUGUUAACAAAUAUAACACUUAAAAAAA